This is a messenger RNA of Biomphalaria glabrata, 1816 nucleotides long. RefSeq names its product acetylcholine receptor subunit alpha-like. The record is from RefSeq and is a predicted model, not a curated record. Bases 368 to 1699 code for a protein of 443 amino acids. NCBI's taxonomy places the organism in Eukaryota, Metazoa, Mollusca, Gastropoda, Planorbidae. Gene Ontology annotation, biological process: monoatomic ion transmembrane transport. The transcript is spliced from 8 exons. Gene Ontology annotation, cellular component: membrane. Gene Ontology annotation, molecular function: transmembrane signaling receptor activity; extracellular ligand-gated monoatomic ion channel activity.
UCAGAUUGACUACAUUAGUCUAGUUCAAUACACUGGCACAUAUACAUUUUUUUGUUUGUAAUUUGUGUUUUGUACAACUGAUUGCAAAGUAUACAGGCAUUAAUAAAAAAUAAAAACUGGGUUGAUUGUUUAAUAAACCUAGAGCGAACAUCUCUGAGGCUUUUAACUUUAGGAGAUAUAAACUUAUAGGCCUUUAUGGUGUGUUCCAUUAGAUCUAGAUCUAAGGUCUAGUUGUGAGACUGAUGUUGGUUCUUCGACUUCUGGAUUAUUGAGCUGCAUCUUUUAUUCCUCCCAAGUUAUUGUAACCAGUUACCAUAGCUUGUGCGGUUAAUACCAACUGCCAACUAGUGCCAACCAGUGUACGGAAAUGUACACAGUGUAUAGUGCUGCUUUUGUUUCGGCCUGGCUGGUCAGUCAGACAGUGUCAUCCCAGACUUACAACAGCACUGUGGCCAUCUUUGAGGACAUAGUAAGGAAUGGCGUCUACAACACGGACGUACGACCACUCAAAGACCAGUCCAAGAUCAUAAAUGUCACUGCCAACUUUCAACUGGUGUCCAUCGUGGGUAUCGAUGACGUGGCCCAGAGUUUUACAAUUAACGGCUUUGUUUUGUUUACCUGGAAAGACGAGAUUCUGACAUGGGAUCCAAGCAAGUAUGGCAACCAGGAGCUCAUCCAUCCGACCCCAGAAAAAAUUUGGCGACCAAGAGUUUUCCUGCUGAACACACUCGGAGCGAGAGAUUUGUUUCAAGACGAUGUGGCGCCAAUAUUUGUUCGAUCUGAUGGAAACGUCAACUGGAUACCUGGAAAUUUACUCGCUACUUCCUGUGAGUUGCAUUUAAAAGACUUUCCUUUUGAUGAGCAGACGUGUACAAUAAAUCUUGUGGCCAUGAUGUAUAGCACCAAGGAACUUCUGUUUGUUGUGAAGUCUCCCAAAGUAAAAUUAGAUUUCUUUAUUAAGCACAGUGAAUGGAAUCUGGCGGACACUAGUAUCAAUGUCACCAAACUUGUCAAUGCUGGGUGGGAAGGAUCCAGGAUUCAAUUGACAUUUCUACUUCAAAGAAGGCCGACAUUUCUGUUAAUCAACCUUGUUCUACCAGUGGUCUUUCUUUCCUUCCUCAACCUCCUGGUCUUUAUUAUACCUGCUGACUCAGGGGAGAAAAUUAGUUACGGCAUCACGGUGCUUUUGGCUCUGUCAAUGUUUUUAAGCAUUGUCAGCAAUUUGCUGCCGAGAUCAGGGGAAGGGAUUCCAAAGCUGACCAUCUACCUCUUCCUUCUUCUGGUCAUCUCCAUGCUGACAGUUAUUGACAGCAUCAUGAUUGUCUACCUGACUUAUAAAAAUGAGCUAGAAACAUCUCACCUGAAAGCCAAAGCUAAUUUCCAGAGGGCAUUUGUGAAAACCAAAAGACUGACUCGGACUUUGUCUGCUCUCCUGAACAUUAAACGAGAGGAAGAAAGUCGCACACCUGAUGUCAAAGUGACGUCACUCGCAGACGCGCUUAAACUUCCGCCCCAAACGUCGGUUGAUGUUAACGUGGAUAAGGCUGACGUGGCUGAGAAUAAGACGUCUCCAAGGGUUAAUAAGUACAGGCUCGUUAGAAAACACAUUGAUUGCAUUUCUUUCAUUGUUUUUCUACUUUUAUGGCUUUUGGUCACUCUUGGAUUUUUGUUCAAUAUGGCUUUUGGAAGAAAAGACUAACAAAAGUAUUCUAAAAGCCAUCAUACUAUACCACGUAUCACCAUGUCUUUUAUACACUUGGAAAUUCGGUUUAAUUUUACUCUUAUACCAAGUGUCAAUGUUUCUAUUCAUGUCAGA